This is a messenger RNA of Spirometra erinaceieuropaei, 713 nucleotides long. The record is from the annotation of a GenBank genome assembly. Lineage: Eukaryota; Metazoa; Platyhelminthes; Cestoda; Diphyllobothriidea; Diphyllobothriidae.
AUGGAUGCUGCGUCCUUUUCUGAUUGGCUGCAGCUGGAUGAAGCCGAGAGCGCGCGGUGAGCCCUACGACCGGCCUGAAGAGACGGAUUGCUGCAACUGUUUGAUGAGCUACCUGCACGAUCUCCGGCUGUCCAGUAACUCCGUCUGCCCGCGGACCCUCGUAUUGUCGACCCGCUGCACUUCGGCAAGUCCUCUGCUUUCAGUGGAUCGGAAUUCGAGUGGACUGGUAGCAUGAAGAAGAUAGUACCGAACUCAGGAUCAACUCCAGUGGGACUUAAUCCACAACAGUAGACAAAUCCGCAUAUGAAGUGGCCAAUCGGAUCUCCAAAGCUUGUCAGGCAUUCCUAAGCUGCAACAUCCAGUUCGACAUCGUUUAGACAUCCUCCUCAAGGUGGAACCGGUAAUUUGCCGGGCUCUUGGUCUACAUACAUGGAUGGUCGGUAGAAGCGAACAGGCGAGUCCCAGGAAGCAGUUCAGAUGAAGCAGAAGAAGAAGAGGAACAGGAAGAAGAAGAAGAAGAAGAAGAAAAAGAAAAAGAAAAAGGAAAAGAGGAAGAAGAAGAAGAAGAAGAAGAAGAAGAAGAAAAAGAAAAAGAAGAAGAGGAAGAAGAAGAAGCAGCAGAAGAAGGUGAUGAUGAUGAUGAUGAUGAUGAUGAUGAUGAUGAUGAUGAUGAUGAUGAUGAUGAUGAUGAUGAUGAUGAUGAUGAUCACUGA